UCAAAAUACGCUACUAUUUUCAAUUUGGGAUGUAGCGUUGACCACUUGAUGUUUAAUAAUAAACAUAUAAACACUGCCACCUUCCGACAAUUGGAGGUAUUGAAUGUUGACCCCAGUCUUUUUGACUUUGUGUAUUCUUUUACGUAUCAAAGUGUACUGUAAAACGAAUUUAAAGCUAAUAAAACGUUGUAUGCGUGUGUAAUAUAAAGUUCUACGUGUUACUGACGUCUGUGCUGUUAUGCGCCGUUCGUGCGCAGCUUUAAUCAUUUAAAUCGCGUUUCAUCUAAAACCAGACUGAACCAAAUGCAAGCCCCUCGUCGUAGGAACAUUCGUCAAUGAAACCGAAAAUAUAUUUGUAGUUAACAUCGAACGGUUGCGCAGACGUGAAUGAAACAUGUUUAAAAAAAACUUCGGUUAAUUGUGAACAUACCCCCACCAGCAUCAAAUGGUACGGUCCAGGAAGCUUGAGCGAAACACGUUCUGUGUUUAGGGAAAUGAAUCUGCGGUUGUGAAAUUCUGCGCAGCAUCUUCAGCCUGAAAGUUGUGAUUUGGUCAGAAAUCCGCUGUUCUGCUUUUAUUUGAUAUUUAACUCAUGCAGUCGAUCACCGCUUCUUUAACCCGUAUGAUCUGCUGAAUGAAUGAACCGAGGAAGACUGUUAUUCUGGACAAAAGCAGCUCUCGGUCAUUAUUUCGCACUUCAGUGAAGCUGCUGACAUGUGGAAAUGGGAGAUCUUGAGUGUCAUUGGUGUCUUAAGCCUGGCGCUUUUUCUCAUAGCAGUGUGUUAUAUUUUAUACUCUGGGCUGACCACAGAAAUUAACAUUAAGACUGGUUUGCCCCCUAUGAGGGGCAUCACUAUAGCUUAUAAAUAUAAAGUGGGACUUUAUAAGGACUGUGCAUCAGUGUUUAAAGAGAGCUCCAGUAUUGGGCCUAAUAUGUCAUGCAUUGGGAUCUUCUAUGAUGAUCCAAAGAAGGUUCCACGACAGAUGUGUCGUUACGCGGUGGGCAGCGUUUUGAGCGAAGGUGAUGAGAGACCCAAUGAGGAACAGAAGGAACUGUAUGAGAAGCACGGCUUCCGGGUUUUCUCUUUCCCAGAGGUCACGCAUGUUGUCACAGCUUGCUUCCCUCACCGAACGCCACUCUCUAUUUUCCUGGGAGUGCAGAGGGUCUAUCCGCAACUCAAGUCCUACAUCAGGGAAAGAAAAUUGUGCGCACAUCCAUUUCUGGAGAUUUACAAAGCUGGAGUGAUCCACUACAUGAGUCCACUGGCCCGGCAGGGAGAUUUCUAUGUUCCCGAGGUCAGAGAGCCACAGAGAUGGUUACUGGGAAAAGAGUCGGAAGAAGAUGCAAGGACGGACAUCACGGGUGCCGACUCCCACAGCGAGCGCAGUUCCAUGAGCCGCCUACCUCCCUCUGAAAGUCGAGACACUUCCCCUGCUCCGUCCAGCACGCCGACUCGCUCCCAGGGAGACGGAGACAGACAGUGGGAUGACGAGCGAGACUUCGACCGCGCGGAGAGAAGCGACACCUCCAGCGUCUCCUCCUUUGAGGAGCUGGACUUUGAGUCAGACAGGACGGUGAGGUGUUACCACACCCCUACACCCCUCACAGGACCCAGCAAAAACAACCUGCAGGGUCAAGAGAGAGAGAUGAUGGUUGAGGAAGAGUAAAUAAAAACGUAAAGGAAUUAUGGGAAAUGUGAGGAAAAUAAAGUGCCAUUAAUGGAAAUGAAAUUCCAAAAAAAAUCUUUAAAGCUAAUAUUGAUUAAAUUUCCACACAAUUUUCAGAAUUCCUUUUUUAAACAAUCGACAAAUAUAAAAAUGUUUAGACAGUGUUUCUAUCUAUUCUAAAGGGAAUUAGUAGGUACACAAUGGUGCCUCUUUAUAACACAAACGAGUCAGGUAACCCGUAUAUAUCUUGAAAAGCAUAAUGAUAUUUCGGGCUCCCUAUUUAGUUUCGCAUUGGUAAAUGAAUUGUUUGUUUGUUAACAGAUUGUUCAUUUCUAAUGACAGACGUUAAACUGGCAUUCUUUUAUACCUGAAUGUGUUUAAUUAUUUUUGUAAACGUUUUGUAAUGUUCGGCUUUCAAUUAUUUACCCCUGAGCCUGAUUUAUUAUUUCAAUUCCUCUCAUUCAAUCUUCAUCCUUCAGUAAUCAGUAAUUUGCACCCAAAGAAAGAUUUCUGUGACUUGAAUAUUAAUUCAUCAAAGCCAUAUGUUUAUAGACAAAUGAAAUCUCUAUUUGCAGCAGAAACUGACUGGUAAUAUUGCUGAAGAUAACACUUCUUAAUUGUUUGCAUUUGAAGGUGUUUGAAGCAGACAUUUGUCUUAUGUGCUGUUUGAUCAUAUUUGAUCACCUAAAUGGUAUUUCCAUAUUUUGCUCAGAUAAUACAAAUACAUUUGAUCAGUGUGUUAUUCUUUUGAAUUAGUAUUUUCUUUAAGGUUAAUGUUGAUACACUUCUAGUGUGAUUUUAGUGGGUUCCUCACAAUGUGUUUUGUUAAUUUAGGAUUUUUAUAAAAGCAUCUAUGGCCCUCAGAUGAUGUGCUGAAGUAUUGAUGUUAAAAUGUUUUCAUUCACACCUGACAUACUUGAUACCUUUGUAUUUUUAUAAAGUUUAGAAUGUUGUUUUAUUGUCAUUUCUAUGAUUUGUUCUGCUAGUUGUUGAUCAACUUAAUAAAGAGUUUAGACAGAA
Triplophysa dalaica is the source of this 2688-nucleotide messenger RNA. Its product is annotated as testis-expressed protein 264 homolog. Bases 715 to 1668 code for a protein of 317 amino acids. Lineage: Eukaryota; Metazoa; Chordata; Actinopteri; Cypriniformes; Nemacheilidae. Gene Ontology annotation, biological process: protein-DNA covalent cross-linking repair; reticulophagy. Gene Ontology annotation, cellular component: nucleus; replication fork; endoplasmic reticulum membrane. The transcript has 4 exons. The record is from RefSeq and is a predicted model, not a curated record.